AUGAGACUUAGAUAUGUAUUCCACGGGAAUGACAAGGAACCACAUCCUUUCCACGUCAAAUCAAACUGGAUACCACCAGUACAACCUUCUACUGCCCUUGAACGCUACUUCGAAAAUAUCAAGUUAAGCCUUGCUGAAAUAGAAAUAACAAAGCCAAAACACAACCUGUCAUACAACGAACACAAAGCAGUCAAAGAACUGCAAAACAAUACUGCCAUCAACCUUAAACGUGCUGACAAAGGCACCACAACAGUGAUUCUCAACAAGAGGGACAAAAUUCAAGAGGCCCAGGUUCAGCUCGACAACAGAGACCACUACCGACCUCUUGAAAACCCCAUGGUCACUGACACAUUAAAAAAAGUUAAUGAGCUUAUUGCUCAACUGCACAAUGGCAAACAUAUAGACGAUAUGACAAAAAAGUGGCUUUCACAGACUCCCAAUCCGCCCAGAAUACCGAUUUUCUACACUUUAACAAAAAUCCACAAACCUUUGCCAGUGGGUAGACCGAUUAUAUCGGGCUGCGAAGGACCAACUGAAAGGAUAUCAUCCUUUGUGGAUCAUUUAUUACAGCCUAUUGCUCAAAAGCAAACAUCGUAUCUCAAAGAUACGACUGAUUUCAUCAACUUUAUAGAGAAAACGCAAGUGUCAAAUGAUACUAUUUUAGUAUCAAUGGAUGUAACAAGCUUGUACACAAACAUCCCACAAGAAGAGGGUAUCACAAUAGUAUGCCAAGCAUACGAAAAAUACCACAAUAACAGCCCUCCCAUUCCGUCCCACUACUUAAAACAAAUGCUCGGGCUUAUACUGAAAGAAAUUCGUUCCAAUUCAACGGAGUAAACUAUCUCCAAUGUUUUGGAAUUGCCAUGGGAACACGAAUGGCGGUUGCUUUCGCCAAUCUCUUUAUGGCAGAAAUUGAAACAAAACUGCUUCACCAAAGCAGUAUCAAGCCGAGAGUAUGGAAGCGUUACAUUGACGACGUUUUCUCCCUGUGGGAUGUUCGUAAACAAGACAUU
Molecule: messenger RNA, 1013 nt
Organism: Pocillopora meandrina
Lineage: Eukaryota; Metazoa; Cnidaria; Anthozoa; Scleractinia; Pocilloporidae
Source: the annotation of a GenBank genome assembly